Lucilia cuprina (Australian sheep blowfly) is the source of this 835-nucleotide messenger RNA. RefSeq lists its product as uncharacterized. The record is from RefSeq and is a predicted model, not a curated record. Bases 135 to 800 code for a protein of 221 amino acids. NCBI's taxonomy places the organism in Eukaryota, Metazoa, Arthropoda, Insecta, Diptera, Calliphoridae. The transcript has 2 exons.
GAUUAUUUUUUAUUUUUCAAACGCAAAAAAUAGGAAAAUUUGACAGAAGUAUAGGUUAUUACAAAAACAAGUGGCUAAUUUUGACAGUUUGAUUAGGUGUAUAACAAAAACAAUUGAAUGUGUUUUUUUUGUAGAUGUUUGUUGUAUGUACAACAAAUUCUGUUGUCACUUUAGUAAUACACUUGGUUGUGAAUAAAGUUACACAAAAUCCCUAUUUACUGGCCUAUAUCUUCAAAUUCACAUCGUGUCAAACACAGUUGAAAUUAAUAAAAAUCUCUGGUUAUUUUCAAUAUGUCAUCCAAUAUCAUAUUUGGAAAGUGAAAUAUCAAAAUCUACAAAUCGAAGAAGAUAAACCGAGUUAUACGAUUGCGAGUGUGAAGCCCGAAGAAAUUCUAAGACAAAUACAUUUUCAAGAAUUUCUAUAUUUAAGUGUUGACAUUAUAAAACAAUUAAGCAUUUCUAGUUACUCGUAUCAGCAGCGCUCAAUAAUAUUCCAGCUUGAGAGAGUAUUUCCAAAUUUAAUAGCUUUACGACUCGAAAGCUUUUUAUUUAAAGGGAAUGAAGACUACAAGUAUCUGAGGAAAAUUUUUCCAAAUUUAAAAAAACUCUAUAUAAAAAAUUGUUUUGCCGAUAAUUCUCUUACACAUCCAAUCAUAAGCAAGGACAAUUUGCCAAGGGAAAUUUUCGUACAGUGGCCCUAUUUGGAAGAAUUGAGAAUAAAACAUUUUAAAAAAUAUUCCAUAGAUGGAAAAAUGUGUCCACAACAUGUUUAUGUGAAAAAUGAUUUGGAUAAAAAAUGAUUUUAAUAAAAUAAAUGAAAGUUAUGAAAUAAAAA